CCAUAUCAGAAACAAUUGAUGAAUCUCAAGAUAUAGCCCAUUUAAAUAAUGUAGUUGAAAAAUACCAAUUCACAAUAGACAAAAUAACAAGAGAAUUGGAUCAACUACAGCUAGAAAUGUACAAUGACAAGGAAGAGGAUGACAAUGAAGGGAAAAUAAACCAAGAAGAUAGUAUUGAUGAUGUUGUUGUUUUGGAGAAUAUAGUAGAAAAAGAUGAAGAGGAAAGACAAGAAAUUGUAACUACCACCAGUAUCAUUAUGUCUACAAAGGAUGAUAAUGAUAGCAAUGAUGGUGAUGAUCUAAUGGACCUGACAAAUAAUUUAAAUGAAUCAACAAAUACCAGAU
Messenger RNA from Entrophospora sp. SA101, 345 nucleotides. Lineage: Eukaryota; Fungi; Glomeromycota; Glomeromycetes; Entrophosporales; Entrophosporaceae. The record is from the annotation of a GenBank genome assembly.